Molecule: messenger RNA, 1560 nt
Organism: Angiostrongylus costaricensis
Lineage: Eukaryota; Metazoa; Nematoda; Chromadorea; Rhabditida; Metastrongylidae
Source: the annotation of a GenBank genome assembly
AUGGACCGUCCUCGCCGAAAUGUCCAGACUGGCUUUUCUAGUGUCCUACGGCUGAGUCGAACACCUUUUCCGUCUGUUAGUAGCUAUAUCGCAAUCAGUUUAUUCAUUUCAUUUAUCGCCCUCGCUAACGUCUUGAGUGUAUUCAAGUCUCAACCUGAGAUUCGAGCGCUCUUACGGGAGGAAAUACUAAAUAGCUCUCUAGCGUUCACAUAUGAUUCAAAAAAUUUGGAGUACCUUUCUUCUCUUACUGUUGUUCAACUUCUUCAGUAUAUAAAAGGCAACAGUCCUCUUAUUUGGGUUUCUAUUAACACGUAUUUUGCUCUCCUUGCAAUUCUUGUCAAAUUUUUGGUUAAACUAACGUUUAAAGAGCUUACUCGUCAAGAAGAGGUUAUUGCACGUCACGGCUUCUUAUCCUUCCUCAUGUUCAGCGUCGUAUUUUUGUCUGUUGUGGCCGGUGCUCAUCAGUCCCAUCGAGUCUUACCGUGGCUAAUAUGGUUCGGAAUUAUUGGAUUUAUGACAGUUCUCCAUGAUAUAACGUACCAGCGAUUCAAGUUUGCUUUAAUAUCAUUGCUACGUUCUCUUCACGGCUUAUUGCGCUGUCUAUCGUCAUCUGAACGUUUCGCCCAUAGUCCUGACACUGUGCGUCACUUUAACUAUUGGCUUGAUCUUUCGGUUACUCUUGCUACAGAUGCAAUCCAGCUUUUAAAUUAUACCCAUUUGAUGUUCAUGUCUCCGCUUGGGUUCAAUAUAACGUGUUUCUUUUUUUUCUACCACAUCAAGAAUGCAUACAGUUCAAUUAUAAACACACUUGCUCGACAUCGCAAGCACAAUCAGAUUUUUCUGCAUAUCCAAUCGACCUAUCCAGUCGAAGAGGCCGAAGAAAGGGAUUUAUGCAUUGUGUGUUGGGAGAAACUGGGAUUAUCUCGUCGUUUGCCAUGUGGUCACCAAUUUCAUGAUUGGUGCCUGAUGUGGUGGCUAGCACAAGACGGAUCUUGUCCGACUUGUCGCCGUGCAAUUUCUGCUCCACCUCUAAUGAAUCCGCAGCCAUCCAUAAUCCCUGGUUCAACGACUACUUUUCGAUUUGGCGGAGGGUUUGGAUUCCUUAGACUUCCGUCGUUUUCCAUCGAAUUUUCUACUGGAACAUCUGCCCUAAAUCCGUUUCUCAGGCGACGGACCCAAAACGACGAUUCACAGUUGAUAGGCAUGGCAAAUCAGGUGCAUGAAAUGUUUCCACGGAUAUCAAUUGACGUUAUUAUGGAAGAUCUGCGUAUUAGCGGUUCAUCACAAGCUACUAUAGACAAUAUUUUAGAAGGCCGUAUCGGAUUUAUGGCUGAAAUUGGUGGAAACAAUGAUGAAUUGCGUCCAUGGGGGAUUAACGAGAUGACAGAAGAUAACAACGAGUUAUUGUUCGACGAUGACGAUGACAGUAGUGGUGAUGACGUUGUAUCAUCUUCUGAUUCAACCUUCACAUCCUCUCCACCUCAUCACUCAGCGUCGACUGAUUCUGUCGUCACUCAACCCACUACGGGAGACGCUUUCAAUUCGCGUAUUACAGACUAG